AUGACAGAAGCAGCGUUAUCGACAUCGCAACCUCAGCUCAGCUCGAUCCUUUCUUCCUACAAAUCAUUGGACCUCCCUUCCCUCCAAUCGCACCUCACGCAGCUCGUCACCCCGCUCACUAGCCUGCAGACGUCUUCAUUGCAAUCGCGCAAGAAGCUCGCAGAGGAGACGCGCAGCUGGAAGAAGCUCGACACCGAUGCGGCAAAGAUUGAUGGAUUCAAGCCGCUUCUGAAGCUUUACCAGGGGGAAGUCGAUGAAUUGACAAAGAGGGCACGAGAGGCCGAGGGAGGAGUGACGAGGGUCGAGGAGAGGUUGAGGGGCAUCGAGGAUCCCGCUAAUGUCGUCGAGAAAUUGAUCGACCAAUUCGCCAACCACCCAGACCUCGCUGCGCUGCGCAGCCAAGUCGCCUCGCUACGCACCGAGAAUGCCUCCCUUCAAUCACGCCUUACCUCGCUACCCCAACUCGAGGAAGAGCGCUCCCGACUCACAUCACGCGUCUUGUCACUCGACCACCGCCUCGAGGAGCAGCGCAGCGCAGUAGAAGCAGAGACGGCUGCCCGCUUUUCGGAACGACUGGACAACGCAAAAGCGCGGGAGGUGGAGCUGGAGAAGCAGCUCGAGGGGUUGCGGGCGAGCCAUGAAGCUGCGCAGAAACGGCUCUUGGCGAGCGCAACAGACUAUGUAGCGGCUGCGGCAGCUCCGAGCGGUGGUGCAUCGGCAGCAGAGGUGGAGAUGCUGUCCGCUGACUUGCAGAGAGCCCAGCAGCGUGUGGCUGCGGUCGAGAGACGCAAUGAGCAGCUGAGAGAAGAGGUGGAGAAGGUCAAGGCUGGGGACGCCGAUGACAAGAGGGUUGCCGACCUGGAGCGCAGAUUGAGUGAGGAGCAAGAGGGGAGGGCGAGGCUGCAGGCUGAGCUUGAUGGGGCCGCAGAGAAGGAGCGUGCAUCGCUGGCGUCGGCGGAGGAGGGGCUUGGCCAGGUUCGACGUACCCUCAAGGAGCGCAACGACGAGUUGGCCACGCUUCGCCAGAAGCUCGACAGCAUGGCAGACUAUGGCGAGAUCAAGCGCGAGCUCGAAAUAAUGCGGCUCGUGGAGUUCAGCAGCGGUUUGGACGAGGAGGAGGACGACAAUUCCGCCGUCAGGAGUAAGGCGAAACCCCUCGAGGCGCUCCUCAUGGAGAAGAACAAGAAGCUUCAAGACGACCUGGCAACUCUCCGCGUUAAGCACCACGAGCUUGAGCAGGGAAGCGCAACCUCGACCAGCGAGGUACCGAACCUGCGUGAGGAGGUCAAGAGGUUGACAGCGCUCAAUGAGAGAUUGGAGGCGGACCUGAUGGCGGUGGGCGGUGCGAGUGAGAGCAAGUCGGCGGCUGCUCCUCAGAAGCCGGCGGGCAGCAAAACGCAGAGCGCUGAGGAAAUGUUGGAGGAGAUGGGGCGUAUCGAGAAGGGGGAGCUUGACUUCAAGGCGGGCAAAGCCGCCCAGCCUCAAGCGAACGGCAGCACGGCAGCGACGACGAGCGCAUCCUCGUCAGCACCAGCCCGCAACGUCGUCUCGACAUCGACACCGGCCUCCUCGUCAUCGUCGGAAAGUGUUCUACCCAUCAUCGUCUCACAGCGCGACCGUUUCCGCGCCCGUAACGCCGAGUUGGAGGAGGAGCUCCGCAAGCAAUUCGACGUAGUAACACAACUGCGCAGCGAUGUCAAGGGACUGCAGGCGGACAAUCUCGCCCUCUACGAGAAGGUGCGCUACCUCCAAAGCUACGGCGGGAGUGGGUCAAGCGCCGCUUCCAUGGUCACGGCCGUACCUGCAAGGACGGAUGCGUCGGGCGCGUAUCCGCCGCAAAGAUCCUACCAACAGGAGCGAGGCGGCCUCAUUCCAUCUAGCAUUGCGUCCGGCUCAUCAACUCCGCACCCGGAAGACAAGUACCGUCGGCGCUACGAAGCUAGCAUGAAUCCAUUCGAAGCGUUCCGCGGUCGAGAGCAACGUAGCGCUCUGGCGCGGCUGAACCCGCUGGAGAGGUUGCUACACGCUGCUGCUACCGUGCUGGUGAAAGAUAGGAGAGCAAGAAUCGCGGCAGUGCUCUACGCUGCUGGAAUGCAUCUGCUCAUCUUCUUUGUCAUGGUCGAGUACACGUUCAGCGGACAUCAAGUCAGCGCGGCGGGGUAUCACAAUGCGAUGUCAGGAGGGGGGCCGGCGCCUAUGGAGCCUGUGCCAGGGAGACAAUGA
Jaminaea rosea is the source of this 2223-nucleotide messenger RNA. RefSeq lists its product as hypothetical. Gene Ontology annotation, biological process: intra-Golgi vesicle-mediated transport. The coding region runs from base 1 to 2223 and encodes 740 amino acids. Lineage: Eukaryota; Fungi; Basidiomycota; Exobasidiomycetes; Microstromatales. Gene Ontology annotation, cellular component: Golgi membrane. The record is from RefSeq and is a predicted model, not a curated record. The transcript is spliced from 2 exons.